UGACUGAGUGGCUUUAUUUUAUUUUCCAUCUCUUCACUCCUUCAUUCAUGCACAUGACUCUUCAUCUUUCUCAACCAUCAUGAAUCAAGGAACCAACUGGUAUCGUCACAUGGGAGACGGAAAAAUAAGAAUGGGAAACAAUCACAAAAAGAAAAAGGAAAACAUCACAAGCUUUAAUGGCGGCGGCGCUAGCGGCGGCAACGGUGGUGGGAAUGAUAUUGCCGGACUUAUCUUGGCGGCGGUUGGUUUUAUAGCUGUUGUCACUUUUUCAAUCACCAAACAUAGAACCAAACCCAAACCCAAACCUCAAAAUUCAUUAGACCAAAAAUUUAAUAAGAGCAUAGAAGAUCACGAAAUUGAAACCAAUCAAGGUUUUCACGCGCUUCUUCAACCUUCAACAGCCACAACUAAAGACCAAGAUGUUGCACUAUGUGAGGCUAUAACCGAUGCGAAAAGCAUUAACCACACUUUUAUUGAGGAGGAUAAAAUUGAAAGUGUUUAUGAGACCAAAACCAUCAGUGAAGUGGUAUCAGAAACCUCCUUUCAUCAUGAUGAAAUUGUGUUAUCCGAUGAUUUCAACUCGGAAAGUGCUGUCUCUGAAGCGGAAAAGAUGGAUGAUGAUGAUGAUGAAGCUGCUUCAGAGAUUGUUACAGAAAAAAAUUGUUCGUGGAACACAAUACUAAAUACUGCCGAAAAGCAAGAUCUUAGUUCUAAGGAUGAGGGAGAGAAAAUUGAUAUGCAGAAUGAAGAACAUGGAGGAGAGAAAACAGACACUGAAGUUGCUGCUGCUGCUGAUGUGAUUGUGGAAGCUGAAACUGAAAUAACUUCUGAAGAAAAAGAAGGAAAUUUAGCUAUGGAGGUGAAUGAUCAAGAUCAUGAAUCAAUAUUGGUAUCAAACUCAAAUCAAUUUUCAUCUUUGCUUCUGCUGUUGCCAGGGUUGCUCUUGCUUCUAGUUCUACUUUUGCUUAUGCAUUUUACAAAAAAUAUAUUUUCUGCAAUAGGGCUAUAAUACUGAUAUAUGAAUUUCAAACCAACUUGUCAACAAUUUUCUUUUGCUUCUUAAGGCUCCAUUUGACUUCAAACAUUUUGAUGAA
Messenger RNA from Lathyrus oleraceus (garden pea), 1094 nucleotides. RefSeq lists its product as uncharacterized. The transcript is spliced from 3 exons. Lineage: Eukaryota; Viridiplantae; Streptophyta; Magnoliopsida; Fabales; Fabaceae. Bases 80 to 1009 code for a protein of 309 amino acids. The record is from RefSeq and is a predicted model, not a curated record.